AUGGCAGAAGCGUGCUUGGAGCAGUGGAAGGCGAGAACAGCCGCUGUCAGUCUAGCUCGGAAGGCGACUAGCCAGGAGGAGAGGAGCCUUGCCUUGAGGAGGGCGGCACUGAACGGGUGGUCGUCUACUUGCACAGCUCGAGUAGCAACUCAGAACGAACACAGAGGUCAAAACUCGUGUCUGGUACAUCCCAGCGCUACUGACAAGAAUCAUCCUCGUCUCGUCUGUCCAGUCUCUUCGCCGAGGACCAGAGCGCCAACACGCACCGAUGCAUCAGUAUCAAGACACAGCAUAAGGUCGAACGAGUCUAUGGCGUCGAAUGUAUCGCUAGAUGCUGACGUUGAUCAGAAGAUAUGGGAGCACACGGAAGGGAAGAAGGACCAGGAAGAAAUGACAAAGCUAGCAAAGAGGAUGGAAAAACUGUCCAAUCAAGUCGUGUACUUGGAGAGUAAGAACAAGAUAUUGGAGAACGAAAACAGGGCCCUGACCGCCCAGGCGACUGCAGACAGGCAAUUAGCUUCAUACGCAUCGAGUUAUUCCAGUGCUGCGUUACAGUCGCUGGAAGAAAAGAAAGCGCUCGAGAGAAAGUUGCAACAGGAGGCUCUUGAAGCAGAUGCUCUGCGCGAUCUCUUAAGGAUGAAAGAUGAUACAAUCAGCGACCUCAAGCGAGAAGCUGAUGAGCAUGCCGAAAGGAUCAGCCAACUACAGGGGACUAUCGAGUAUCUUCAGAGGAGAAUGCAAGAGAAUGAGAACGAGAAGAUGUCUUUGAAGAAGGAAACAGAGAGGCUGAGUCAGGAGCUCGAGACCAAGACUACUUACAAAGAUGUCGCGGUUCAAGCCAACCCGGACGUCAUGGAGAAGUUGAUCGAGAGCGACAGCGAAAUCUCUCACGUCAGCCUCGAUGAGAAUCAUUUGGAAGAAGACUUCAAGUCUGCUGACUUGCUCUUUGACGAGUCUGGUAAGCACAGCUCUCCUUGCUAUCACGAGUUCAAGUCUCUUGCUGUAGAUGAGAGCACUUGA
This is a messenger RNA of Guillardia theta CCMP2712, 1020 nucleotides long. RefSeq lists its product as hypothetical. NCBI's taxonomy places the organism in Eukaryota, Cryptophyceae, Pyrenomonadales, Geminigeraceae. The transcript has 12 exons. Bases 1 to 1020 code for a protein of 339 amino acids. The record is from RefSeq and is a predicted model, not a curated record.